AUGAGCGUGACCGUGAGUGUGAGUGUGAGUGGAUCAACACCUGGAAUUAUGUACGGUCUCCCAAAGGUGCAUAAGGACGGAAUUCCUGUACGUCCCAUAUUAUAUGUCAUAGGAACAAACAGUUACCAAUUAGCUAAAUUCCUUGUUCCAAUUCUAACACCUCUAACCACAAAUAUAUUUGCAGUAAAGGAUUCAUUCACCUUUGCCAAAGAAAUUACCACUAUUAGUUUUGACAAGUGGUGUCUGACAGUUGAAACAGUCAAAGGCUUCUCGAAGGAAAAUUUAAGAAACAUGCUUGAACUAUUUAUUGAUACUUUCCUCAUAUUCAAAUCACAGGAACAUGUUCAGGAAUUUCUUAGCUACCUCAACUCGCAACACCCAAAUAUGAAAUUCACUGUUGAGUCCACCCAGCAUCCAAUUAAAACAAAGGUAUCCAAACUAGUCAGUGAAUUCUACCUACAGAUCAAACUUAGAGUUAUUUUCAGAACAAAAAACACCAUUCAAAACCUUUUCAAAUUCAGAGAUACAGUACUCACUGAAUUAAAAUCUAACAUUGUCUACAAAUAUACGUGUGAGAUCUCAAUCAGGAAUCACGCUGAUGACACAGAGCACCCCAUACAUCGCAAAGAUUUUUCAGUCUUGGCAAGUACACCAUACCACCAGCAGCUCCUUAUCAUGGUGAGCAUACUAACAUACAACUCUCAGUAA
Molecule: messenger RNA, 708 nt
Organism: Penaeus vannamei (Pacific white shrimp)
Lineage: Eukaryota; Metazoa; Arthropoda; Malacostraca; Decapoda; Penaeidae
Source: RefSeq, a predicted model, not a curated record